AUUUGUUUUUUUUCCUAAACGAAGUUGAGGGAAAAUUUGUGGAAUUCGAAAAAAAAAAUCAGAAGCUAGAAAAAGAAUUUCUUCAAAGACCGGCGACCAUGGCAGCAGCACAGCACCACCAUCAUCAUCCGGCAACGCUGGAAGAAGUCCGUACGCUUUGGAUAGGGGACCUUCAGUUUUGGGUCGACGAGUCCUAUCUGAAUUCCUGCUUUGCUCAUACUGGCGAGUCUCUAAAAAUCAUACGCAAUAAGAUCACUGGCCUGCCCGAGGGUUAUGGAUUUGUGGAGUUUGUUUCUCAUGCAGCAGCGGAAAGGAUACUGCAGACUUACAAUGGGAUGCCGAUGCCUGGAACUGAACAAAUGUUCAGGUUAAAUUGGGCUUCAUUUGGUGCUGGAGAAAGACAUAAUGAUCCUGGCCCUGAGCAUUCUAUUUUUGUAGGGGAUUUGGCACCUGAUGUUACAGAUUAUUUAUUGCAAGAGACUUUUCGAGCUCACUAUCCAUCUGUUAGAGGUGCCAAGGUUGUGACUGAUCCAAAUACUGGACGCUCCAAGGGAUAUGGAUUUGUUAAAUUUUCGGAUGAGACAGAGAGAAAUCGUGCUAUGACUGAAAUGAAUGGUGUCUAUUGCUCAACGAGAGCCAUGCACAUUAGUGUAGCAACACCAAAGAAGAACACUGGUUUUCAGCAGCCAUAUGCUGUGGCAAAAGCUGUAUAUCCAGCUAUGGUUUACCCAACAACUGUGCCGGUGCUUCCACCAGAUAAUGACAUUACAAAUACCACUAUUUUUAUUGGCAACUUGGAUCCAAAUGCCACAGAAGAGGAUUUGAAGCAAUUCUUCUUGCCACUAGGAGAAAUUGUGUUUGUCAAGAUCCCUGCGACGAAGGGAUGCGGUUAUGUACAGUUUGCAAACAGAAAUUCUGCUGAAGAAGCUAUACGGAGGAUGCAGGGGCAAGUGAUUGGUCAACAAGUCGUCCAAAUUUCGUGGGGUAGGAUCCCUACAGCAAAUCAGGACCUACUGGGUAGCUGGGGCACGCAAACCGAUCCUAAUCAAUGGAGCACUUAUUAUGGUUACGGACAAGGCUACGAUGCUUAUUCUUAUGGGGCUACCCAGGAUCCCUCACUCUAUGCAUAUGGUGCAUAUGGCUAUGCACAAUAUCCUCAACAGGUUGAAGGUUCUCAAGACAUGGCAGCUAUGGCAGGCGCUGUCCCACCUGUAGAUCAAAGGGAGGAACCAUAUGAUCCGUUGGCAACACCUGAUGUCGAUAAGUUAAAUGCCACCUACAUCUCUGUUCAUGGAAGUGCCAUAUUAGGCCGGCCCUUAUGGCAAAGAACCUCCUCCAUUACACCGCAAGCUUAAUCCCCAACUUUCCCGUCUCUUAUUUGUGGCGAUCACCAUAAUUUUAUGCUGUUAUGUCGGAAAUCAUCAUUUUCGGAUUUAGUUGUCGAAUUCUCCCCGCAGGAUUUCUAAAGCUUGAUGUUUUCUGCUUACAUUUGACACUUGUAGUGCUUAGGAUAAAUAUUGACUCAUAAUUAAUUGUUGCUUUAGUUUGUUGGUUUCAGAGUCAGUUAAUAAG
Molecule: messenger RNA, 1572 nt
Organism: Hibiscus syriacus
Lineage: Eukaryota; Viridiplantae; Streptophyta; Magnoliopsida; Malvales; Malvaceae
Product: polyadenylate-binding protein RBP47B'-like
Exons: 8
Coding region: 99-1355 (418 amino acids)
Cellular component (GO): cytosol
Molecular function (GO): mRNA binding
Source: RefSeq, a predicted model, not a curated record